Messenger RNA from Eutrema salsugineum, 1248 nucleotides. RefSeq lists its product as uncharacterized. Bases 151 to 1248 code for a protein of 365 amino acids. The record is from RefSeq and is a predicted model, not a curated record. The transcript is spliced from 3 exons. NCBI's taxonomy places the organism in Eukaryota, Viridiplantae, Streptophyta, Magnoliopsida, Brassicales, Brassicaceae.
UACUCUGUUCUGGAACGUGAAGAGAAGUGAAAAAACUUGUGCGGAUAUGGUGAAGAAGCAGGAAGAUACAGAAAACAGAGCCAUGUCCGAACCAAAAGCCAAAAUAAUUCACAAAUCUUCUUGUGAAUCCUAGACGGAUCUUGAACAAACAUGCCUGGAGUUUGGAUUUAUCUCAAGAAGUCUCUUAGCUGCUGCAAUGCACAGAAGUCAACUGACGCUGGUGAUCCAGAGAAGAACCAAAUCAAGAAGACUAAGAACCCAUCUGGGUGCUCAAGAUCAAUGUCGAAUCUGAGAAAUGUCUUGGUCACUAAUGGAGAUGAACGAGCUAUGCAGAAUCCAAGCUGCUUCAGCUCAAGGUCUCUUGAGAGCUCCAAGUUUAUAAACACAAUGAAAUUUGAGGGCAGUGCCGAUAAUUCUGGCAGAUGUAAAGAUUUUCUCAGCGGAGCAUCUUCUUCAGAUUUACUUACCGUUCGUUGUUCUUCUGAGAAAUUUGAUGUUGUUGGCUCUGACAUCUGCGGUUUUGGAGCUCUCUCUUGUCGGAAAUGUCAACAGAGAGUCAGAGAUCUUGAUGCGUUUGAGACGCAUUACCUUAGUAAUCACUCUGUCACUAGACUCUUACCAGGAGAAUUCUCAAGAACAACUGUGGAGUUAAUCUGCAAUACAAGCUAUUCUCACAAGCUUGCCAAAUCGAAAGGGAACACUAUUUCGGCGAUUUUGAAAAUCCAGAACUUGCAGAGAGUCGUUGCGGAGUUUGAAGACUACAGAGAACUCGUGAAAAUAAGAGCAAACAAGCUUUCGAAGAAACACUCUCGCUGUAUGGCUGAUGGGAACGAGUUGCUUGGGUUUCACGGUACAGCUCUUUCUUGCGCGCUCGGUUUGAGCAAGAGCUCUUCAAACCUCUGUUUCUCGGAUCAAUGUGGAGUUUGUCAUAUUCUGAGAAAUGGGUUCAAUCCUAAAACAAGACCAGAUGGGAUUAAAGGGGUUUUCACAGCAUCAAAUAGCUUUACAGCUCUUGAAUCUAUCGAAAUCGAUCAAGGAAGAAACAGAGGAUCUUUGAAAGCUCUUGUGCUAUGUAGAGUUAUUGCAGGGAGGGUUCAUAAACCUAUGCAGAAGUUUGAAGAUCCUUUUGGGUUUUCUGAAUUUGAUUCAUUGGCUUUGAAAAUGGGACCAAGUUCUAGAGUUGAAGAGCUUUAUCUAUUGAGUACUAAAGCUCUGUUACCUUGCUUUGUGAUAAUCUUCAAGCCAUGA